AGGAAUCUCCUGUGCGUCUGCCACUUGAGAUCGUGAGGGAAAUAAGUACAGAAGAAGCAGCUUUCGACUUACAUCUUCUUUGUGAAUUAGGGCUUAGGAAUUGUAUUCAACUCUCUCGACGUUUUCGGUCGACGAUAUGGUACUCUGAUUUCGUGCUAUCCAGGCAGCCCCGUGAGAUUUUGCAUUGACGCCUUCGCUGAGCUCCUUCGCAGCAGACGACCAGAGAAAGGAGAUUUAUGAUUUUGUACACGUCUGCGACUGAAACUAGCACAAGACAAGGCUUUACGUCGCGUACUCGUGUGAGUGAAGCUAUCUAUCCUCGACGCAGCAGGAGAGAAGACGAUCGCAAUGGAUAGAUCUGUGUCACUGCCCAAUAGUUUCAGCAGCAAUGGCGUUUCAUCGCAGUCUCAGUAUAAGCUGGCCAAGAACGGGGGAUCGGCAUCCCUGCGGAAGAAGGUUUCCUGGGUUCCGGAUACCGUAGACAACGAGGAUAUAUCAAAGAAAUCGUUCAAGAAGGAGCAAUACGUUUCGUCCAGCAGUUUGACUUCAUCGAGUGACAUGCGUUGUGUAACCUGUAAUUGUAGUAAUCUGGGCUGAUUGUGAAAGUGGAGCCGUAACAGGAAAGUGCUUCAAACGCUGGGGAAUAGCAUGCUCAAGGCCGGCAGGGCAGGGCAGGCCCAAUACUUCGAUCACGAUUACUAUUUUUCUGUCAAAGAUGGACCGACUUUAUCUUCAGGUGACAACUGCGAAGCACACUGGGGUCGAUGUUUCCGAUGGGCUUGUUAGGCCACUGCGGAAACAAUCCUGAAGAAAAAGUGUGGAGUCUCUUCAGGAGCUGGAAUCUGCGCAGAGUUAUCAUCUGGAAACCUGGAGCUCCAUGCAACCAACUUUUGACUGUGAAAGGAUUUCGCACAAUGCCCAAACGUCCUUGUAUAACUGCUAAGAUGAGACGAGUGCUAGAACCAUCAGUAGAUGGAAUAUUUCCUUAUGACUUCUUUUGUUUGCGUAGAGGUGGUGAGCUUGUUUGUACUCUAGCUUUCGAUGAAUAACUGUCAAAGAUGCAUGUCAGUGCUGGAAAUUUGUGAGUGCUUGCGUAGUGGAGGCAGCAUCGUUCCAAUUUCACGGAAUUCAGUGUAUGUAACUGUGUACAUAGCUACUUGUUGAGGCAGCUCCAUUUGGCUGUUUUAUAUAGGCUCACCAAAUUUUGAAACUCAUGGUAGAAGCCAAUCCAAACCUCAGCAUCGAAGGCUGCACUCUGCAUAAGUCCUUGUUUUGCUGACACAUAAAUACGAUAUGAUGAUGUGAACUUUGUCACAUUCAUGUUCAAACCUGUAGACGAUCUAUAAUAAAAGUAUCGUCAACGCUUUGAAAGCUC
This is a messenger RNA of Marchantia polymorpha subsp. ruderalis, 1375 nucleotides long. The record is from the annotation of a GenBank genome assembly. NCBI's taxonomy places the organism in Eukaryota, Viridiplantae, Streptophyta, Marchantiopsida, Marchantiales, Marchantiaceae.